AUGGAGGGUUUUCACAAACUUCUAACUAGAAAUACUACGUCCUUAAAAGCUUCAACGCGGAAAUUGAAAUGUCACCCUUUUAACAUCGAACAUCUUGAAAACCUUAAUAAUAAUAGUAACAACAACAGCACAAAUAGCUGCAGCAACAACAACAACAGCAUCGACUUAAUGACAAACAUCAUCAGCAACAACAACCUAACCGGAACUGCGUGGAAGUUCACUUUUCAAGACUUCAUUCCCAAGAAAGAAGAGAUCGAGAGUUUCGAUUCCUUGGUUGACAAGGCAAAUGCGUGGCUGAUCAAGAAUGACGGGGUGAAAGUGUUAUCGUGCGAGACACUCACUCACUCGUUUUGUGAUCGUUUCUGGCCCGUGAAUUUGGAGGGCACCGUCAGCGCUAAGAAGAUAUCUCCACUGUCUGUUAACUAUUUCAUAAGGGCACUUAGCAGCAGCAGCAGCAGGGGCCCCAGUAGCACCGUCAUCAUCUUCAGCACCGAAACAACAGCCCACCACUUCAUCGACAUCAUUAUCAUCACCGGCCAAAUUUUAUCGGCAGAGACAAUUUCGGUGCCAAUUUUGGACGAUGUAGUUGAUACACAGAUGACUUUUUGGGCUGAAAAAUCUCACUUAGCCCAGCGUUAUGUUAUUGGUCUACACACCGUCGUGCCAUCGAUGAUCGCUAACGUCUACGAAUCGUUCGAAGAGAUGAUCGAUAGAACGAACGAGUGGAUGAAUAAAUUAAGCAGACGAGUUCAUGAUAAUGAUCUCAAAUUAGCUGCAGCUGCUGCUGGUAGCGGGAGUGGUUGUGGUGUCAUUAGUGGUGGUGGUGGUGGUGGUGGUGAUGUCAACUUCCUGUUGCUCAAUAUGCAAUCUACUUUGUCUCAACACGAGCCAGGUACAGCACUGGGUACCUUUUGCCACACAACAGUACCCCCCCUAAGCGAUGGUACUCGCACUGAUUUGCUGCGUAUUUUGAGGGUAUUUUACCUACUGCCAGUUGGAAUUCUACUGAAAGAAAUACCCAAGCAGGCACCGCUUAAUUUCAAAUCGUUCGUACCGCAGUGGCGUCUGUCUAGGAAGAUCGCCAUGUCAACCAGCUCGUCAAAGAAGUUGAAGAAUGGCGGCAAAAAGAUGGAGAACAUGAAGGAGCUUGUGGUCAAGGCCAAUGAAUAUCUCAUCAGCUGUCCGAUUCCUGGAAUCAUAGAGGAACUGGUAAACAUAGAAACGGUAAUCAAUCCUAUGAUUGCAUUUUCAUCAUCGUCGUCGUCGUCAUCAUCACAACUGCCACCACCAUCAUCAUCAACAACAUCUCCGAGAGAGACCGGUGAUGAUAAUGAUUGGAUAAAAGCUGUUGAUGACGUCAGAGGCGAUGAUAAUGAUGACAAGCUGAAGUUUCUUACUAGUAUAAGGCUCUACAUAAUUACUCGCAAAGAAAAACAGCCGAGCAAACAAAACGCACCCACUCUGGAGAACCAAGCCGCAGUAGAAUUCGGCGGAAGUAGACUGCUAACCGGAAGUGGCAAGAUGGCGUCCGUGGAAAAUGGCGACGUGCAUCCGGGCCCCAUAUUUUUGAGAAACGUGGUGAACAGAAACUAUCGCUACCGAUGUAAUAAUAAUGAGAACUCUUUUGCCGGCCAAAAAAUUCAUGAUGGAGUCGAAAUAGUUCGAGAUUAUGAAGCAUAUAAAUGA
Molecule: messenger RNA, 1686 nt
Organism: Helobdella robusta
Lineage: Eukaryota; Metazoa; Annelida; Clitellata; Rhynchobdellida; Glossiphoniidae
Exons: 10
Coding region: 1-1686 (561 amino acids)
Source: RefSeq, a predicted model, not a curated record